Molecule: messenger RNA, 1431 nt
Organism: Etheostoma cragini (Arkansas darter)
Lineage: Eukaryota; Metazoa; Chordata; Actinopteri; Perciformes; Percidae
Product: cyclin-Y-like
Exons: 11
Coding region: 237-1274 (345 amino acids)
Biological process (GO): regulation of cyclin-dependent protein serine/threonine kinase activity; regulation of canonical Wnt signaling pathway
Cellular component (GO): cytoplasmic cyclin-dependent protein kinase holoenzyme complex; plasma membrane
Molecular function (GO): cyclin-dependent protein serine/threonine kinase activator activity; protein kinase binding
Source: RefSeq, a predicted model, not a curated record
GUUCACUAGGCUCCACUGCCGGUGUAAGUGACAUUUUCAUCCGAGGACAGCGACGGUUGACGGGCUCCGUGGGCGCUGCUCUGCCCGCGCACUCCGCGCUCAGCUGAUCCACGGUGACCGACCCGCCUCGGUGGAGUUGGGGUUGGUGACCCUUUUUCAAGUUGCUUUUUGAGCAGAAAGGACUGUUAACCCAGCCCCACCCGUUCCUCUGGGGGACCGAGGAAGGCUGGGCGAAGAUGGGGAGCGCGAUCUCUUGCUGCGUGGCUGCCAGCCCCAAGCUCCGCAGAAACACCCACUCCAGGCUGGAGUCGGACCCGCACGAGUCCGAGCUGGGCAGGGAGGAGACGGGAUGCAACCUGCAGCACAUCAGCGACAGGGAGAACGUCGACGAGUUAUGUAAGGAGUACAAUCCGUCGGAGCAUCCGCGGGCCAGCACCAUAUUCCUCAGCAAGUCCCAGAACAACGAGGCGCCCUGCAGGGAUGUGCGAGAUAAACGAAAAAGCCUCUUCAUCAACAAUCAUGGAACUCUGAGGCGUAAAUUCAGCUCCUGCUCCACCAUCUUCCUCGACGACAACACCGUCAGCCAGCCCAACCUCAAAUACACCAUCAAAUGUGUAGCACUGGCCAUUUACUACCACAUCAAAAACAGGGACCCAGAAGGAGGGAUGCUGCUAGAUAUAUUUGAUGAGAAGCUUCACCCUCUUUCAAAAUCCGAGGUGCCGCCGGACUACGACCACCACGACCCGGAGCAGAAGCAGAUCUACCGGUUUGUCCGGACGCUGUUCAGUGCCGCUCAGCUCACUGCUGAGUGUGCCAUCGUCACCCUGGUCUACCUGGAGAGGCUCCUGACCUAUGCAGAGAUUGACAUCUGUCCGGGGAACUGGAAGAGGAUUGUUCUGGGUGCUAUCCUGCUGGCCUCCAAGGUCUGGGACGACCAGGCCGUCUGGAACGUGGACUACUGCCAGAUCCUCAAGGAUAUCACCGUGGAGGACAUGAACGAGUUGGAGCGCCAGUUCCUGGAGCUGCUGCAGUUUAACAUCAACGUGCCGUCCAGUGUGUACGCCAAGUAUUACUUCGACCUGCGAUCGCUGUCAGAGACCAACGACCUCAGCUUCCCCCUGGAGCCGCUAAGCAGAGACAAGGCCCAAAAACUAGAGGCGAUUUCCAGGCUGUGUGAUGACAGGUACAAGGACGUACGGCGGGCUGCGAGGAAGCGCUCUGCCAGCACGGACAAUCUAUGUGGCAUCAGAUGGGUUCCUGCAAUCCUCUCCUAAUCCCGAUUCAUCUGCCAUGCUCUCACCACUGGCAUCAAGCUGCACACACUGGCUGGAUGAGGAAACUAUAGUGGAAACUGUACAGAGUUCAAAAACUUCAGUUUGGAAAGCCACAUGAUACUAAGAAUUGGAACUUGGUGGAACAGCGAUUAAUAGC